AUGGAGCUCGCCGUUCUGACUCGCAGCCCCGGCGGCGAGGCGCGGCCCGGCGCGGGGCGGGAGGGCGGCCGGCGGAAGCGAACCACCUUCAGCAAGGCCCAGCUGGAGCUGCUGGUCCGCGCCUUCGAGAAGGAGCCGUACCCCGGCAUCGCCCUGCGGGAGCAGCUGGCCGGCCUCACCGAGAUCCCCGAGUCCAGGAUCCAGGUGUGGUUUCAGAACAGGAGGGCCCGGCAGCUGAACCACAGGAGGAGCGACGCGGCCGCCGAGCCCCGGCCGGCCUGCGGCAAGGCGAAGCCCGCCCGCUGCGGCGGCCGCUGCCGGGACAGCGGCUGGACGACUCCGGGUACGGGCCCGGACCGCAGCCUCCACCACCUGCAGCCCGGCCUGCCGGGGGGAAGCCAGAGUUUCCCCGGGCAGCCGCUGCCUUGCUCGGGGCAGCUGUACUCGAGGCUCGAUGCGCAUUUCAGGAGCCUGGAUAACGCUUUUGGAGCCCCGGCGCCGGCUCACUUCGGUUUGGACUGCGUGGGAAGUGUGGGCAGCCCCCAGCAGCUCGCGCUCCCUGCGCAGCAGGCACCCGAGUAUCCGUACCUGAAGAAGUCCUUCCCUGAAGGCUACUGCUCAGAUGCAGAUGGGUUCCUGUCCUCCUGUGCAGAAGAUCACCAGUACCUGGCAGCUAAAGAAAACACGUAUAUAAAGAGGCCCGGCUUAAACUACUUGCAUGCAAACCAGGGCCUGGGCGAUGAGAACUACUGGUAUGUCAAGUCAAAUGCUUCUCUCUUUGGGAAGGGCUCUGCUGUCGGUUAUGGUGAAGGCGAACCUAAGCCUGAGCUGGAGCAGAUGAGGCGCAGCCCAUCUCUGGGCGCAGCUAGUCACGCUAGCCCUCCUUUGGUACUUCCAAAACAUGAAGGGGGGUAUCAAGGGGCGCUUGCGGCUCCAGCCCCGUCAUAUGCGCAGCAGCUGCUGGAAACAGCAAAUGACUAUGACCCUUACUGGAAUGGUGUGAGAAAUGAAAUUUUGGGAACCGGGUUAGAUUUGAUGUUUGAGAAUGAGCAAAAGGGGGAGGAAGGUGGGCCAAAAAGUUACCUUUUUGCUUUUGGUGGCCAGAGUGCAACCUGUCAUUUGGGUCACACAUGAAACUGACAGUGGGUCUGCUUGCCUGAGGAAAAAUUGAUGUGGUGUUUUUUUUUUUGUUGUUGUUGUUGUUCAAUUGGCAGCAUUAUCCAAAGUGGCUAGAAGUUUUGCAGGUCUACAUGUGGGGUGCUUGCUCUUGAGUUUUGUGCACUGUCUGGAAGGGGAAGGAAGAUAAGCAAAGUUAGCAAGGGCUACAGGAGAAUAACCUGCUGAGUGGGUGCUGCCUCCCCACCGCAAUCCUAUGGGAGCUGUCACCAAGCCGCUUGCAGUGUUCCUGCAUCUGUUUGGUUAUCGGCAGCCUGACAUUAACUUGCAUGUGCAGACUGAUCUCCACAAGUACGUCAGUACUGAAGAUCUACUCUUUCUGUGUUCAGACUGUGCUGGGUUAAUUCUGCCAGGAGGCUUGGGACUAUGGCGUUGGUUUAGUGGCCUUAUCGCACUGAGUUUUGUUUCUAUUUUGGUUGGAAUUCACGUACUUUAACUUAAGAAAUCAGUAGAAAACAGGCUUAAUUAUAGCUUUUAGUGGAGAAAGUGUUAACAUGGGAGGGGUACAAGCGUGGGACAAGCAGCCUUGGUGGUGGCAGGGGACAGCUUACUUGGGUGUGUUUGCGUUUUAGGUGUGCUCCUGAUAAAGAACACUGCUGUUUUUUUCCUAGAUACUUAAUGUACAGUGUUUUCAUUGAAAAAUGACCACGUGUAGCCUUUUAAAAGGCAAUAUUUUUGUGAUUUCCUUUUGUGUAACUUUUUUCAAAUUGUGCUCCCUCCCCCAUCAAAUCCUAGGUUUCUAUUUGCCAAGUGAAGGUUUUCUCCCUGGGUGACAAUGAACUUGUAGAACUGCACUCACAGAAAAAAGUAAUAAUUGUGUAGCAUUGCUGCAUUCGCACAUUGAGCCUAUUUUUAGACUUCUCAAGAUCCAUGGCCAUCUGGAAGACUACUGUAAUCGUGGAAGCGUGUGUCUCUGGAGAGCUGCCACAGUUGUGUAUUAAAGCAAUAUCGGGCCUAGGAUGCUGAAAACUCUAAACGAAAAUUCUUUUUUAAAAUGUGGCUCUGGAAUAUUUUAAGUAUGCCUAGAUUUUAAUGUGUUAUUAACUUAAUUACUUUGUCUACAGAACA
Molecule: messenger RNA, 2244 nt
Organism: Falco peregrinus (peregrine falcon)
Lineage: Eukaryota; Metazoa; Chordata; Aves; Falconiformes; Falconidae
Product: double homeobox protein 4-like protein 4
Exons: 3
Coding region: 1-1134 (377 amino acids)
Molecular function (GO): DNA binding
Source: RefSeq, a predicted model, not a curated record